UACAUUUAUCAUUACACUGGCACGCAUGUCCACAAUGCAGUAUCGGCGGUCUCGGUUGCAAAAUAAUCGUGACAUCAGUCGACUCUAGUCGGGUGAAUGGAGUUAUGAAGCAUCUGAUGUUUGUAUGUGCCUUUGCCCCUUUGCUCAUCGGGCUAGCGCUGAUCGGGCGCACGCGUACAGAAGGAAGAGUGCAGAGGCGUUGAUGGAGCGAGCAGGCCUACGGUCCUGCGAACUCUUCGCGCUAUUCAAGCAGUGAUGACCUUUUUUCCGUGAAGAAACAAUCGCCUGCGUCCGUAACUAUGGUGUUUGCACCACUUCCCGAGACUUAGUUAAAUGUUCACUAAGGUCAUCGUAAGGUUUCUGAAGAAGAGGAUCGUGCUAGCUGUCAUUUUCUGCGUAUCGCUUCUGUACUGCCUGUCGUCGCUCAUCAACGAGGGCGCUUUUGGCAAUGAGACCAGCGACAGCAUCAAACGCAUUUCUCUGCCGCCCAGCUCGUUUAAGUGGCACGAAGAAAAAGACAAGAACUCGAGCGCUACGAUCUCCUGCCGGAACUCUGUUCAAGGAAAAGUGCUCGUAGCCGACGACCGAGGUUACGUGUGCCAAAGGUCCGAGGUGGCGUCAACAGGCUGCUGCAUUGUUGAAUCGCCCAACACAAAGCGCUAUUGUUGCGACACGUGUCAGGCCAAUGGUUGCUGCAGCAUCUACGAGUACUGCAUAUCCUGCUGCAUGCAGCCUCAAAAGAUUGCACUGCUUCAAAAGAUUAUGGGCAAAGCUUCGGAAACAUUCAAAAUGCUAGUAGCCUCCAUCACGGAUCACUUUGAGUUGUGCCUCACAAAGUGCAGGACAUCCUCGGAAAGCGUGCACCACGAGAAUUCGUACAGGGAUCCUUCGGCCAAGCACUGCUACGCCGACGAACCCCCCGGACAGAGUCGCACGACAAAGAGCCACGUCCUCAAGGAGUGACCGAAAUCUGGGGCGGUCUCGCUCGGGCCACAAUCACGGAGGCACGUUUCAUGAUAAGGCACAUUGAGGAAAGCCGUUAGUGUGGCGUGUGGGCAGUUUGUGCCAGAGUGCCUGCAUCAUCUGCUCUUUGACCUUUUUAAACCAGGGUGUGCACGCUGCUUUCGCAAGGGCAUUACAUUGUCUUGUACUCUUGCAGUGCGCAUACUGUUCGUCAUCGUAUGGAAGCCGAAGACCAAACUUCGGUAUGCCGUGGGUAGAAUCCCGCCGCUUUCCCUGUGCGGUGGCAUUUUACAAAAGUGGGUAUGCGCGGAUCACGUCGCUUUCGUCGUCGGGGGCUAAGCUCAUCUCCAGCCUCUCGGUGUACUCUGUUUUCGGAGAAUUGGAUAAAUGUUGGGUUUGCCGCUAAGAGUGUGGAUGACGUUAUUACUGACGAAAAUUUUAGGUUGAGUCGUCUUGAGAAGUUAAGACUGCUCCAGCCAAUGGCUAGCAUAUUUUGUUGAUACAUGAAGAGCCCAAGAGUUUGUUCCCUGCCAACUUACAAAGAGAAAUGUCAGACUUUAAACCUGUUGUUUGAAGGCUAGACAUUGAAAUGCUCUCUUGGGAUUAAGCGCCUUUUUUUACGUACUUCAGAAAUUCCCUGUGCUGUACUACUACAAUUGUCCACGCUGAAACCCCUUGAUAGAAAUCAUGUUUCGCGUUUCUUACAAGUGCCGACAGCCAUUGUUGUAAGAAUGCAGAAGGCAUGUGCCAUGAGCGAGUGCUCCACCGCCAUUCUCAUCCAAGGUCCGCUCAUUUCAGUGCUGUGCCAUCAUUUGCUUCCAAGGAACGCACAAGGCACAGGUCUGGAGCACUGGCACAUUUUACGCUACAUUCAAGACGAACACAAACACAUCAAGGGGAUUAGUGCAUGCUGUUGCCUCUUUGUUACUCCUUCUCACCCCUUCCCACAUGUGUGACCUACUCUCGUUCCUUGUAGUAGUCGGAAAGAAGUAGUACAGAAACCAUUUGAUCAGUGCUAUUGAGAAUCACCUCCAGCGACCCUGGUUGAGGUGAUCUGGAUCGAGUCGAACACUUCGACGUGAUCACGACGCAAGACUUUUUUUGGUAGACUGCCCCUCGAAGUUAUCAUUAGGCUAGGUUGGGUUAGCAGGUGCUUGAUUGCUUUAGCAGCUUAUAUUUCUUUUUCCUUUGGUUUACAUGGUUGGAGUGGACAAAUCUAAGCAAACAGUGCUUUUGUCAUCUUUUGGAAGGUAAUUUGGGGUAACUGCAGUCCAACCUAAACUGAGUGCCUUUUUUUUUUUUUUACAGUACUUGGAGUUUGAACAUUGUAAUUGACCCUUUUCAAAAGUGUGCGCACUCGAGUAACUGUUGUGUCGAUUAUCCAAGGCAGCCAUAUUUCGGACAUGCACAUACUCUGAGCAUGCAUUAGACACGAGCGCUGCAUCAGUGCUCGUUGUGAAUUCGAAUGCAUUCGCACGCCUGCGCAGGUAGCGAUACCCAAAAUAUGGCUGCCGCCAGUGUGGCUUUGUGGACUUUCAGAAAAGGUCUAUUCACUGCUGGAUGGGCAUGCUCAAUGCUUUGAGCAUCAGAUAACCAUCUCUAUUUGUUAUAAGUUCAACUUGUGUAAGCCUCGUAGUUGCUUUAAAGAAGAGCAUGCAUAAAGGACCAACUUAUUGCCAGUCCCAUACAUUUAAAGCAGGAUGACCGCGGUCUUUUGUGGCUGUGGUAGAUGGCGUGUGAUCGGCAGACUUGGAAGGGUGGGCUGCACUUUGUUUAUUUUUCUGCCCGAUGAAAGCCUGUGCUCUCUCUGACCGCAUGAGGGAGCUGGUCGGAGUUCAUGCAAUCUUGAUGUCAUGCCGUGACAAAGUGAUGCAAGAUGUAAAACAACCAGGACAUCUUCAGAAACUCGUUCCUGAAGGUGUCCAUCUAAAACUGCCCAUGAAUGUAGUUGCAUUCUUGGUGUUAUUUACAAGCCGCCUUUUUAGUGUAUCGGGCUUCUGUCAGCAUCUAUUUCUUUCUUAGUUGCAAAAGCAGACAGACUUUUGUUUGCUGAAAGGCACAUUUUCAAAAAAGUGCAGUUUUUCUUGCUUGUUUUUUUUUUCUUUUUUUCAAACGUGCUUGAAAUUAUACAUUGUUUCCUCAUCAAUGUCUCAAAAGUAGUUUCUGAAACUACCACCUGUGCAAUUCCAUUCUUUAUAUUUGCUUUUCCAAGCUCACAUUACCGUGACGUUUACAAGGUGCGAAGCUCGAGGGAAAGGAAGGCUAGGGAGAUAGAAGUAUGGUGCCUGGAGCGCGUCUUCGACCGGUGUGUUUGGCGUCCUAUGCUGCCCAUAGCCCAUGCAUCAGAAGUGGUCUUGAAGUGGCAACAAAUGACCUCACAGAAGCCGAAGUGUCAUACUGUUGCGUGUCGUGAUCCUGGCGGUUGGUCAUAGAAAUGCCAACGAGAAGCUGCAAGUAGCACAACCAAAUGCAAGUGUCGAUGUCAUCACGGCGUCCCAACUUCUGGCUCCCGAAGCUUCCAUGGACCGCCACACUGAAGAGCGACCCGCAGCAGAACAGGCGUCUGCCACAUAUACCACAGCUGUUGGUACGCCGCCAGGAUCGCGACUGGCGACAGCAUGACACUUCUACGACGUCUUCAGGCGGAAAGGGAGGGUCCAAUUUUUUGGACAUGGUAAACACCAGUCCGAGACGCGUUCUAGGCACCAUAGUGGAAGGGUGGAAGCAGACAGAAUGGUGAAGAGAGGGGUAUGUUUCCUCCUCUCCAAUAAUCUAUCUGCUUCCUCCUCUCCAGCUUUCUUUUUCCUCGCCCUGAACUCUUAACCGGUGCAGUGCAGGCAAAGGCAACACCGAGUAAAGAGGGAAAAAGCGAGCACAAGGAAGGCGGUCGGGAGAGGAGAGCUACGUUAGAAAGGAGAGGAGGCUUCUCUCCUCCUCACCAGCCUUCCUAGUGCUUGCUCUUUCUCCCCUCGCCUGGCAUUGCCUUUGCUUGUACUGUACGUUACAAGGUGUAUGCAUGAUUGAAUUAGGUACUUCCUUCUCUGCGAGCUCCCAUCAUACAGUAUUCCCAUUUGGUUUGCAAAUCUUGGUUGCCUUUAUAUCUAGUCUCGCUACUUUGGAGGUACAAGUUCUCAGUUUUAAUAAAAGAUAUUUUGUGCCGCCAA
Molecule: messenger RNA, 4127 nt
Organism: Ixodes scapularis (black-legged tick)
Lineage: Eukaryota; Metazoa; Arthropoda; Arachnida; Ixodida; Ixodidae
Product: SREBP regulating gene protein
Exons: 5
Coding region: 334-963 (209 amino acids)
Biological process (GO): positive regulation of SREBP signaling pathway
Source: RefSeq, a predicted model, not a curated record